This is a messenger RNA of Cucumis melo (muskmelon), 1233 nucleotides long. RefSeq names its product auxin-responsive protein IAA32. Bases 473 to 1006 code for a protein of 177 amino acids. Lineage: Eukaryota; Viridiplantae; Streptophyta; Magnoliopsida; Cucurbitales; Cucurbitaceae. The record is from RefSeq and is a predicted model, not a curated record. Gene Ontology annotation, cellular component: nucleus. Gene Ontology annotation, molecular function: protein binding. The transcript has 3 exons. Gene Ontology annotation, biological process: regulation of DNA-templated transcription.
AUAGUACAUCAAAUAACUUCCAUACACAAACACAUAAAUGAGGAAAUGAUUGAGUGAGUGAUAGUGAGAGGUAGGGAUGGAGGAAACAUAUUAUAGAAAGGAAUAAACAGUUGAAUUAGAGCAAAGGUUAGGUAUAGAUAGCAGGAAAGAAUCCAAAACAGCUAGCUUUUUUGUUAGCAUCAAAGUGGCCAUAACAUAGUCUAAACCAAACAGUACAAAUUUAGGUUUUUUUUUUCCUUUUUUCUUGCAAUAAAGUUUGCAUGGGAUGUGGCUAGAAAUACCACAAAAUCAAACACAAACAAACACAAACACAAGAAGAUAAACAACAUUGAAUGAGUAGUAAUGGGAAGAACCCUUUGUUGUCCCCCUCCCCCCUUACCUUAAGGUCCCUACUUUUUUUCUUCUUUUUAAUUUUCCCAGCAUAUAAAUAAUAAAUCUUUUCUGAACCCCAUUUGAGAUUUGUGAAUGAAAAAUGGAGAGUCAUGAUAAUAACGAGUUGAUUAUGAACAACUCAGUCUAUUGUGAAGGGAAAGGGGAAAAUGGGAUUAUAGAUUUGGGGUUGAGCUUAAGAACUUUGGAGCAGCCAGAAAUGGGAAUUAUGAACUGGGGAGGCCAAGAUCAAGAUUACUAUUGUUGUACUGAUCAGGAAGAAGAUCACACUAAUCAGGUUGUGCAGAGCAAAGAACAACACCAGAAAUGGGCUUAUGUUAAAGUCAAUAUGGAUGGUGUCAUUGUUGGAAGGAAAGUUUGUAUCUUUCAAAAUGCUUCCUAUUCCACUCUUGCCCUUCAACUUGAGGAUAUGUUUGGUCGACAAUGUGAAUCGGGACUGAGGUUGUUUGAAAAUGAUUCUGAAUUCUCUCUAUUCUACAAAGAUGGAGAUGAAAAUUGGAGGAGCGUUGGUGAUGUCCCAUGGAAGCAAUUCGUAGAAGGUGUGAAGAGGCUACGAAUUGCAAGGAAAGAUGAAGCCUUUGUUGUCAUUCAUCAAAAUCAACUUCACAUUUCAUAAACGAUGAAUCCCUCAAAAUCCAACUUCUAAAUGGGAAUUUUAUUUUGUAUUAAGUUGGAGGGCAUCUCACAGUUUCUCUAAUCUAAAGACCUUUAUAACAAUAUCGGUUCUUAUUUUAUUUUCAAUUUACAUCUCGAUAUUUUUAGAGAUGGAGAACCGAACUUUCUACUUCAAGAAAAGGAACGAAUGCCAAUUAUCAAGCUAAGCUUACUUUACUUUUGCAUCUU